Rubroshorea leprosula is the source of this 1146-nucleotide messenger RNA. NCBI's taxonomy places the organism in Eukaryota, Viridiplantae, Streptophyta, Magnoliopsida, Malvales, Dipterocarpaceae. The record is from the annotation of a GenBank genome assembly.
CACCUUCACUGUCUUGCUUGCUUCCUUUUGAGAGAGAGAGAAAAAAAAGAAGGAAGCUUGGUUUGUUGAGUGAGUGAAGAUGGAGGGGAAAGAAGAGGAUGUUAAGCUUGGAGCAAACAAGUUCUCAGAGAGGCAGCCCAUUGGGACAUCAGCACAGACUGACAAGGACUACAAGGAGCCACCACCAGCUCCAUUGUUUGAGCCUGGUGAGCUCAAGUCAUGGUCUUUUUACAGGGCUGGGAUUGCAGAGUUUGUGGCUACUUUCUUGUUUCUCUACAUUACAAUCUUGACUGUCAUGGGUGUCUCCAAGUCUAACACUAAGUGUUCCACUGUGGGUAUCCAAGGAAUUGCUUGGGCUUUUGGGGGCAUGAUCUUUGCCCUUGUCUACUGUACUGCUGGUAUCUCAGGUGGACACAUCAACCCAGCAGUGACAUUUGGGUUGCUCCUGGCAAGGAAGCUGUCCCUUACGAGGGCAAUCUUCUAUAUGGUGAUGCAGUGCCUUGGUGCCAUCUGCGGUGCUGGUGUAGUGAAGGGAUUCGAGGGUAACCACCAGUACGAGCUGUUGGGAGGUGGAGCAAACGUUGUUGCCCAUGGCUACACCAAGGGUGAUGGUCUUGGUGCUGAGAUUGUUGGUACCUUCGUUCUUGUUUACACUGUUUUCUCUGCCACUGAUGCCAAGAGAAAUGCCAGAGAUUCUCAUGUCCCUAUUUUGGCUCCUCUUCCCAUUGGGUUUGCAGUGUUCUUGGUUCAUUUGGCCACUAUUCCUAUCACUGGAACUGGCAUCAACCCAGCAAGGAGUCUUGGUGCUGCUAUCAUCUUCAACAAGGACCAUGCAUGGGAUGACCAGUGGAUCUUCUGGGUGGGACCCUUCAUUGGAGCUGCUCUUGCUGCCAUUUACCACCAGAUAGUGAUUAGGGCUAUUCCUUUCAAGGCCAGGGCUUAAAAUUCUUGCAUGGUUCUUCUGUGUGUUCUUUUCUUGUGCUUUUCUUCUCUUUCAACCCCUUGAUGGUGCGCUGCGUUACAGUAUCGUUUGUGUAAAUUAUCUGGAUUAUCUGUAGAAACUUGCGACAGCUAUCUAAUGAAGGAAUUUUUGUCAUUUGUGCUGAAUUUAACUUUACUUCCUACCAAUAAAUUCCCUUGUGUUCA